Messenger RNA from Nicotiana tabacum (common tobacco), 2610 nucleotides. Lineage: Eukaryota; Viridiplantae; Streptophyta; Magnoliopsida; Solanales; Solanaceae. The record is from RefSeq and is a predicted model, not a curated record.
UUUCAUCAUAUGGAGAAAUCAACGGCCUUUCAAAAGGAACUUUCUUUUCUUGAUCUCUCUCUCACAACACACACAGAGUCUGUCUUUCUCUCUCUCUCUCUGAAGAUUUAAAAGCAUUGAAUCCCUUUUUCCCCUCUCUUUUUCAGUGUAUUUGAUUUGAUUACCACUUGUCUUUUCAUUUCAAAAACUCUUACCCUUUAUCAAUGGAACUUGAUGAGUGGCAAGAUCCACUUCUUAUUACAGACGUUUCUUCCCAACAACAAGAAGAGCAACAGCUAUUACUAAUUAACUCUCACAAAUACUACCCGUUUUCGUCAUUGGAUGUUUCAAGAAAUACACUGAUGGGACUGGAAGAUUCUACUAGCUGUACCCCCAUCAAGAUUGAAGAAGGGAGUAAUGCUGAAAAUUUCAAGGACCCAGUUGCAGAAAGUGUAAUUAAUGUGAAUACAUUGAUGGAAGAUUCUAAUUACUGUACCCCAAUCAAGAUUGAAGAAGGGAGUAAUGCUGAAAAUCUCAAGGAUCCAGUUGCAGAAAGUGCAAUUAAUGGCAGAGACAUAUUGGGAUUUUCAUUAACAUCUCCUGAUUUAGUGAUCUGUACUGGAUCACCGGAUAUUCCACGACGAAGCUAUGGAGAUUCACCCGAAUUUCUGAAGGGUUGCUCCAUUUCUCUAGAAAAUGGAAUUAAGGGAUCUGAACAGCCCCCAGUUAUUACAAAGGAUGAAGAUUUGUGCCUGCAUUUUGAGCUUCCUUCUCUUUCAGUGCCUAUAGUUAGCAUCAGNAAUAAUAUGACUGAGGUUUGGGAAGCCUUACAAACUGGUAGCAAUGCAAGGGCAGUUGGAUCAACCAAUGCAAAUGAGCACAGCAGCCGAUCACAUUGCAUACUUUGUGUAAUGGUAAAGGGGGAGAAUUUGCUAAAUGGGGAAUGCACAAGAAGCAAACUGUGGUUAAUUGAUUUAGCAGGAAGUGAGAGGAUAGCAAAGACAGAAGUACAGGGUGAAAGGCUAAAAGAAACCCAAAAUAUAAACAGAUCUCUUUCUGCCCUUGGAGAUGUGAUAUCUUCACUUGCAACAAAGAGUCCGCAUAUUCCAUUCCGGAACUCGAAACUUACUCAUUUACUCCAAGACUCACUAGGAGGAGAUUCAAAGACAUUGAUGUUUGUUCAGAUCAGUCCAAAUGAGAGUGACUUGAGUGAGACUCUUUGCUCAUUAAAUUUUGCAAGUCGAGUUCGAGGUAUAGAGCUAGGUCCAGCAAAGAAGCAAGUGGAUAGUAUGGAGCUCCUGAAAUACAAACAGAUGGUCGAAAAGGGAAAACAAGACAUGAAGAACAAGGACUUUCAGAUGAAAAAGAUGGAGGAUACAAUUCAUGGUUUGGAUAUUAAGUUGAAAGAAAAGGAUAUGAAAAACAAAAAUCUUCAGGACAAGAUUAAGGAACUAGAAUCACAACUUCUUGUAGAGAGAAAACUUGCUCGACAACAUGUGAACUCUAAAAUUGCUGAACAAUUUCAGCAACAGCUUAUUGGACAACCGAAUGAGGAGCAAGAAGCUGCACCGACCAGGCCGCCAUUUGCCAACAAAAUUUCUGCUCAAAAGACUUGUGAUGAAAAUAAGUAUCCACCACUUAAUACUACUCGACCGCUUACUGAGAACAAUUUCCACAAACUCUCUAUGGCUUCUGCUACUGUGGAUUGUCCGUUUAAGCAAAAUGGCCUGAUAGAAAAAGAAAACAAGGAAAACAAUCCAGAUAUUGAUGAACAAGUAGCUGUUCUGAAGAGGACUGGGCGAGCUUCUAUGUGCCCGAUUGCAAACAGGAUUUUGCCUAAACCUGCUCCACGCCGUAACUCUCUGGUUCCACUGCGCUAUGUAGCACCUGUAACCAAGUUUCCUCCUUCACUUUUACCAUUGAGAUCAAUACAAGCAGAGGAGACGGAAGAUGCUGAGGGGGUCGAUUCAAAUUGCUUACCUGAACCAACACCACAGUGUAGUCCUAAAGAGCUUAAGAGUGUGAGUAAGAAGCUCAACAGUGUCUUGAGACGAAGCCUUCAGAAGAAAAUGCAGUUCAAGUCUCCACUGCAGCAGUACAUAAGAAGAGUUGGCGUGAAUGUGGGCGCGGAGAAAGUUAGGGUCUCCAUUGGUAGCAGAGGAAGGAUGGCUCACAGGACGUUGCUUGGUAAUGCGAUAAGAGUUCCAAAAGAAAAUCAGCAGAAGCAAAGAUGGAAUAUUGGAACAGCUGCAAGAGCAGUUCUAUGAUACUGUUUCUUUACUUCCUUUCAUCUUGUUUUCUGUUCAGAACAAGGGCUAUGCUUCUUCCUUGCACACGCAGCAACACGUAGCGAAAACAAAACCAAAAAAAAUAUAUAUAUGUAUAAGAAAGAAAUGGCUGUUGAUUUGUUUGGAUGAUGCUUAUCAUCUGCUGAAAGUAUUUUGGAGUUGUUUGAUUGGUGUAAAUGCUUAAAAGAUUGGUGUAAAUGCUUGAAAGAUAUAUUAUGCAUGGAUCAUUAGGACAAGACAUGUUUUUUCAUUAAUGCAUGCAACUCACACUGAUAACACAUAUACAAAUUAGCUGAACACUCUCUCCUAAUGUAACCCCGUCAUCGCAUCCAUUGAAGCUUGU